AUGUUUGGAAAUUUCAAAAGGGACCGCGCUCCGUUCGUGCUCACUCACGACAUGGCGUACGUGAUCAACGGCGGGGAGCGGCCCACCCAGCGCUUCCAGCACUUCGUGGAGCUCUGCUGCAUGGCCUUCAACGUGGUGCGCGCGCACCGGAACCACAUCCUCGACCUCUUCGCACUCAUGGCGAUGUCGGGCGUGCCGGGCGUUUCUAGCGCGGCGGUGGGCUACGUGCGCGACGCGCUGCUGCCCGCCGCCACCAACGCCGAGGCGGCGGCCGCCUUCGCGCGCCUCAUCCACUCCUCGCUCAAGAGCAAAUUUACUCCAAUAAAUUUCUUCCUGCACAACUUGGCGCAGCUUAGGGCGAGUGGAGACCAGAAUAGCAGUUCUUCUGAAUUGCUCUCCUUCAUGCCAAGGACGUAUACCAUGGCGCAGGAGGGCCGCUUGUCGCGCGUAGAGUGCGUCAGCUACGAGAAGCGCUACGACCCGGAGAAGCACUACGUCUACGCGCUACGCGUGUACCGACACGGGCAGGCCACGCCCUCCACCCUCUACCGCUCCUACAAGCACUUCACGGAGCUCUACCAGAAGAUUUGUCUGCACUUCCCCUUGGCAAAAGUGCACAGG
This is a messenger RNA of Iphiclides podalirius (scarce swallowtail), 621 nucleotides long. Lineage: Eukaryota; Metazoa; Arthropoda; Insecta; Lepidoptera; Papilionidae. The record is from the annotation of a GenBank genome assembly.